GUCACCCGCCAGCAAAACAAGAACGAAGAAGAAGAAAACGUCUCGGACGGGGCGAAAAUGGCGGAGUAUCUGGCAUCCAUCUUCGGUACAGAAAAAGACAAGGUAAAUUGUUCCUUUUAUUUCAAAAUCGGAGCCUGCAGACAUGGAGACCGUUGCUCAAGAUUGCACAACAAACCAACCUUCAGCCAGACCAUCUUGAUCCAGAACAUCUACCGCAACCCUCAGAACAGCGCUCAGACUGCAGACGCCUCUCGCUGUGCGGUGAGCGAUGUGGAAAUGCAGGAACAUUACGACGAGUUCUUUGAGGAGGUGUUCACGGAGAUGGAGGAGAAAUAUGGAGAGGUGGAGGAGAUGAAUGUCUGUGAUAACCUAGGUGAUCAUCUGGUUGGAAAUGUCUAUGUGAAGUUUCGUCGUGAGGAGGAUGCAGAGAAAGCCGUCAUGGACCUGAAUAACCGCUGGUUCAACGCUCAGCCCAUCCACGCAGAACUCUCUCCAGUUACUGACUUCAGAGAAGCCUGCUGCCGCCAGUAUGAGAUGGGGGAAUGCACCAGAGGAGGCUUCUGCAACUUCAUGCAUCUGAAACCCAUAUCACGGGAACUUCGUAGGGAGCUCUAUGGCCGCCGCAGGAAAAAGCACCGCUCUCGUUCCCGCUCCCGAGAACGACGCUCCCGCUCCAAGGAUCGACGACGGGACCGCGAGAAGCGGAAGUCGAGGGACCGGGAGCGUUCUGGGAGGUUCUGAAAGAAGCCGGCACUGAUGCAUUGAAUCCCUCCUUCCUACCCUCAGCAGUGAUGAUGUUGUUUUCUUUUUUUUCCCUUUUUUCUUUUGGUAAAUUGUUGAAAUUGUUAUUUUCUUUUAUUCGCUUUUUUUAAAAAGACAAGCUUGUGUCGCUUUCUCAAUAAAACAGAUUUGUAACUGCACCGCCAGAA
Messenger RNA from Cyprinodon variegatus (sheepshead minnow), 929 nucleotides. RefSeq names its product splicing factor U2AF 35 kDa subunit. The record is from RefSeq and is a predicted model, not a curated record. Gene Ontology annotation, cellular component: U2AF complex; spliceosomal complex. The coding region runs from base 58 to 741 and encodes 227 amino acids. Gene Ontology annotation, molecular function: pre-mRNA 3'-splice site binding; metal ion binding. Gene Ontology annotation, biological process: mRNA splicing, via spliceosome. NCBI's taxonomy places the organism in Eukaryota, Metazoa, Chordata, Actinopteri, Cyprinodontiformes, Cyprinodontidae. The transcript is spliced from 8 exons.